Recurvomyces mirabilis is the source of this 4851-nucleotide messenger RNA. RefSeq names its product GDP/GTP exchange factor for ARF (gene GEA2). The record is from RefSeq and is a predicted model, not a curated record. Bases 1 to 4851 code for a protein of 1616 amino acids. Gene Ontology annotation, biological process: regulation of ARF protein signal transduction. The transcript has 2 exons. Gene Ontology annotation, molecular function: guanyl-nucleotide exchange factor activity. NCBI's taxonomy places the organism in Eukaryota, Fungi, Ascomycota, Dothideomycetes, Mycosphaerellales, Teratosphaeriaceae.
AUGGCCGACUCCCUCCUGAACGGCCACACCCUCCGACCCUCCACCAUCACCGUCGCAAUCGACCCCGUCGCACUAGUAGUAACAGAAUGCAUCACCGUCACCUCCGCUAUGCGCAAGCACGCCCGCUGGGCCCACUCCUCCAUCUCCUCCAUCCUAGGCUCUUCCGCUAGCACCAGCACCACCACCACCACGUCCCGGCCCUCCACCCCCGACAGCCGCGGCCCGAGCAGUGAACGAAGUCGAGCGAGCAGUAAAAUCGAUCUAAUCGAGGAUGACGGGAGUUUGACAUCAAGAUGGGGUCUACGAGGCAAGAAAGGGCAGAGCAUGCAGGAUAACCCUCUCAUGUCAGCCUUCGCCCGACUGCGAGCGGAUCUCAAAGCUUGUAGGGAUAUUCAGGAGUUCGAUACGCCGAGUCUGCUGCAGCCGUUUUUGCAGGUUAUCCGGAGUUCGAGUACGACGGCGCCGAUUACUAGUUUGGCUUUGAUUGCGAUCACGAAGAUGUUGGCUUAUAACAUUAUCAAUCUGCGAUCGCCGGGUUUCGGGCACGGGAUGCAACUACUGGCCUCUACGGUCACGAAUUGCCGCUUCGAAGGGGAUAAUAGUCCGAGCGACGAAGUGGUUUUCCUGCGCAUAUUGAAACUAAUGGAGGAUAUGAUCUGUGGACCCUCCGGCGACGUUCUGGGCGACGCGAGCGUGUGUGAGAUGAUGACCUGCGCACUCUCCAUCUGCUGUCAUUUGCGCAUGAGCGAGGUCUUGCGACGAAGUGCCGAGAUCAGUAUGGUGACCAUGUGUCAAGUCAUCUUCACCCGGCUUAAAGCUUUGGAGAAUGAGGUAGAAGCUAAUGGGCAGCUGGAGGAUGACGUGAAGCAGGAGGAUAUGGAUGCGGCGAAGAUUGAUAGUAAUCCGGACGGCGAACAUGGUCCUACUGCUAUGCAAGCCCUGGCGAAGACGAGCUUGGAGGUUCCGGGCAUCUCGACGGAGAGAGCGAGUGUGGAUGGGAAUGCUAGUCAGUUGGAUCUGAGCAAGCAAACAGAUGGGGAUGAGGUGAAGGAGGUUAGGCCUUAUGGACUUCCUUCUAUACGAGAGUUAUUCCGCGUCCUGGCUGAUCUUCUGGACCCGCACGAUCGAGCUCGAACGGAUACACUACGGGUCAUGGCAUUACGGAUCGUCAAUGUGGCUCUCGAGGUCGCGGGGCCGAGUAUAGCGAACCACCCCAGCCUGGCUUCUUUGGCCAAGGACACUUUAUGUCGCAACCUAUUCCAGCUGGUGCGCUCCGAGAACAUCGCUAUCCUACACGAGUCGCUACGAGUCGCCGGCACCUUACUAGCAACAUGUCGGAGCGUGCUGAAACUCCAACAGGAACUCUUCCUCUCCUACGUAAUCGCAUGUCUACACCCGCGCGUCCCGAUCCCAGACGAGCCAAAUAUCGACCCGAGCAUCUACGCCGGAAUCCCACAGGCUCCAGCCUUGGUGAAGCAGACACCACCCGCUGGCGCAGCACCAGGCAGCGGCCGCAACACCCCCGUGCCCGUGAGAGAUAGACAAAAGUUAGGCCUCGAAGGCGGGAGCCGCAAACCCGAUGCCCGCGAAGCCAUGGUCGAGAGUAUCGGUGCCCUCGUCCGGAUCCCAUCCCUCAUGGUCGAGCUCUUCGUCAACUAUGAUUGCGAGAUCGAUAGGAGCGAUCUCUGUUCUGACAUGGUUGGGCUAUUAGCAAGAAAUGCUUUCCCAGAUAGUGCGACGUGGAGUACUACCAACGUCCCGCCGUUGUGUUUGGAUAGUUUGCUAGGAUAUGUACAGCAGAUCGCCGAACGGCUAGAAGACGAGGAGCGGCAGCCGACAGGGUCAGAAGGUCUCCUUCCGGCGGCGGAGACGUUGAGGAAGCAGCGGGAUCUGAAGAAGGUGAUUAUUCGCGGUGCGACGAAGUUUAAUGAGAGUCCGAAGGCCGGGAUUGCGUUCUUGGCGAGUCAAGGCGUGAUUCGCGAUCCGAAUGAUCCGCAGAGUGUUACUGGUUUUCUUAAGGGCACGACGCGGAUAGAUAAGAGGGUUCUGGGCGAUUUCAUCGCAAAGAAGGGGAAUGAGGCUAUCCUGGAAGCCUUCAUGGGUCAGUUUAACUUCAGUGGGCAGAGGGUCGACGAAGCAUUGCGGCAGGUCCUCAAUACCUUCCGUCUCCCCGGCGAAAGCGCCCUGAUCGAGAGGAUCGUGACGGUAUUUAGCGAAAAGUACAUGGACGCCGUCAAGACGACGGAAGUGGCAGACACGGACGCCUUAUUCGUCCUCACCUACGCCAUCAUCAUGCUCAACACGGACCAAUACAACGCCAACGUCAAACCCGGCGCCCGCAUGAAAGUCGAGGACUUUGCCAAGAAUCUGCGCGGUGUGAACGCGGGCAAGGAUUUCGGGAAGGAGUAUCUACAGGCGAUUUACGAUGCGAUCAAGACACGGGAGAUUGUGUUGCCGGAGGAACACGAUAAUCGGCAUGCCUUUGAGCACGCGUGGAAGGAGUUGUUGGUCAAGACCCAGACGGCGGAGGAUCAGGUGAUUUGUGAGGGUAGUAAGGCGUACGACGCCGAUAUGUUCGCUGCGACCUGGCGGCCCAUCGUGGCGACGUUGAAUUACGUCUUCGUGUCCGCGACGGAGGACGCGGUGUUUCAUCGGGUCAUUGCGGGAUAUAAUCAAGUCGCGCAGAUUGCGGCCACGUAUGGGAUCUCGGAGUGUUUGGACCGGGUGAUUGAGUCGCUGGCGAGGAUGUCGACGUUGGCGUCACGGGUGCCGCCAGAUAUUGGCCUCAAUACGGAGGUGCAGGCGGGGGGGAAGAGUAUUAUGGUUAGUAAAUUCGCCGUGGACUUUGGGAGGGAUAAUAAGGCCGAGUUGGCUACUGUGGUGUUGUUUAAAAUUAUUAAUGGGCAUGAGGGGGCGGUGAGGGAGGGGUGGACGGAUAUUAUCCGCAUCAUUGUCAACCUGUUUAUUAACAGCCUCGUGCCGACAUCUUUCACUUCGAUCUCGCGAGAUCUGGAUUUACCGCCUAUACCGCUGCAAUCACCUGCACAAGUCAUCGAGCGUAACGACAAGGCGGCAGAGGUCGGUUUAUUCAGUGCUUUCACCUCGUAUGUGAGCAGUGUAAUGAACGAUGAGCCACCUGAACCCAACGACCAGGAGAUCGAAGCCACAUUAACGACAGUCGACUGCAUCAACGCCUGCCGCUUCGAGGAAAUACUCGGAAACGUCUCGGAACUAUCAGUCGAGAGUCUCAAAUCCCUAACCACCGCCCUCCUCUCCCAGCUCCCGGAGCAAGACUCCCCCCCAUACCUCACAGUCAAAUCCGAGAUGCCGGCCCCAACACCCAUCCGCGCCAACGGCACAACAACAAAACCCCUCCCCACGGUCCAGGACACCCAACACCCCAUCUACAACCCCGCCGCCGUCUACGUCCUCGAACUCAGCACCAUCCUCGCCCUCCGCGACGAAGAAACCAUCACCGCGCUAGGCGCCUCCGUAGCCGAAGCCCUGCAAGCCGUCGUCCGCGACGCCGAUAGAUUACAUCCCGUCGCCCUCAGCCGCACGGUCUUCUAUCUCCUCGCGUUACUCCGCGCCAGCAACGACCAUAAAUAUAUCCGCACCCCCGUCGUGCUCCACGCUAUUUCGGCUUUCCGGCCAGACGUGCUGAGGGCGUGUGCGCAGCCGAUUUUGAAGGGGAUGUUGGGGUGUAUUUCGGGCCCGGCGGAGUUGAAGAGUGAGAUGGCUUGUUCGCCGGAUUUUUGGGCGGUGUUGCAUGCGCUGGUUGCGGUGGAGGAGGGUGCUGGGUUGGUGUUCCAGAUUGUGGAGGAGGUUGUUAGGGAUGGGAGUGGAGGGAGUGGAGGGAGUGUGGUUAGUGGGGAUAAUUAUGAGGCUUGUGUCGGGUUGUUGAAUCAGUUCGCUACGGCAGGGAGUGUGGGGGCUCGACAGGAGCAAUCGAGGGAUUCGAAAGGGAGGCCGCAGCAGCGUGGGCAGGCUAAGGAGGAGGGUCAGCAGGGGGAGAAGGGGAAGCCGAAGAAGCUAGAGGCUGUGGUGCGCGGGACAAGAGCUUUGACAUUGGUCUCGCAGCUCGCUAGUCGCGUGCCGGCUUUGAUCGAGCAGUCGCAUUUGGAAAUGAAUGAGGCGUGGCGGGCUUAUUGGUCCCCGGUCUUCAGGUGUCUGGCUACGCAGUGCGUGAACCCCUGUCGGGGGAUCCGUCAGCAGGCUUUCACGUCCCUACAGCGCUGUCUACUCUCCUCCGAACUCGCCUCGCCGGAUCAUACCGAGUGGACGAAUAUCUUCAGCGAAGUGCUUUCCCCACUCAUCAACCAGCUUCUCAAGCCCGAAGUCUACCAGACCGACCCCCUAGGUAUGACCGAGACGCGAGUCCAGGCCGCCCAGCUCUUGUGUAAGAUUUUCCUGCAUUAUCUCGUGCUCCUGAGCGAAUGGGAGGGGAUGUUGGACCUCUGGAUCCGGAUCAUGGGGAUCAUGGAUCGGUUGAUGAAUAGUGGGCAGAACGAUAUGCUGGUCGAAGCGAUUCCGGAAUCACUCAAGAAUAUUCUGCUCGUUAUGUCGAGUGAUGAACAUCUUAUGCCGCCGCCUACGAGCGAGGAGGACGAGGAUGAACGCUCGGAACAGCAGGUAGAGUUGUGGACGGAGACGUGGACGAGGUUGGAGAGGUUCUUGCCGGGCCUUUUGCCGGAGUUGUUUCCAAAGGCUGGAAAGGAGGCGAGGGUGAAUCAACUGCCUUCUGCAACUGCAGAGAAGUCUUUGGUCCCGGAUUCGAAAGACGACGAUGCUUCGUCGACUGUAUCAUCACAACCGGCGUCAUCUGUGGCUGCGGAGCCACAGGCUGCAUAG